Molecule: messenger RNA, 1116 nt
Organism: Malaya genurostris
Lineage: Eukaryota; Metazoa; Arthropoda; Insecta; Diptera; Culicidae
Exons: 2
Coding region: 109-1035 (308 amino acids)
Source: RefSeq, a predicted model, not a curated record
GCAGCAGCACUUGGCAGUUGGUGUCGAUAGCCAAGUCAUUUAGGUUUUAUCUUUGGUCAGGGACAGCUGGUACGUCGAAACCUUCUCCAUCAUCAAUCCAUUUAAAAAAUGAACACAUCCGAUUUGGAAUCAGUGACUUCCGGAACCGAACCGGAGGAUUUCCAUGGAACUGAAACGAUCUCCGACAUCGAACGCAGUCUAGCUCAGCGAAUGCUACUGCACGUCUACAGCACUGCCGGAAUAGUCGCUGCCCGUCAGUUAAACUUUUGGGAAGAUUUUCGCUCCAGCAAUCCGGACGUCGAAAUGCAAGCUCGUGAACUACGGGCAAUGUUUUUCGAGGAAGUGCUCAAUGACUUGGAACACUACGACGAUCUGGCCUACGAGGUGGUACAGUAUCUUAAUCCGAUCUUCAACCAGUAUCAACGGGGCGUGCUGGAAUUCGGUGAUUUAGCAGAAGGCGAAGAUUUCCUGUUGAACGUUCCACAGAGCGUCGCCGGUGGUGGACUUGCUUUUGAAGAAAUGGUCAAUUACGUUUCGGCACCGAUCGUCACCAGUCAUCAGCUGCCGAUGGUUCCGCUAAAUUUGGAGUUGGUUUCUGCUUCGAGCCGACCGCGACCAUCAUCCAGAGAGGAUGAGCUGGCCAAGCAAUUUGCUCGGUUGCUAAGUGAAAUCGUAUGGACUAAAGAAGAAGCUAUUGAGAAACCGGUCCUGGGGCUUACGGAGCUUCGUGAGCGCACAAUGGUUCUUACCAAAGCUGGAAUAUCUUUGAAGCAUCUUCUGAAACCGGGAAUGCAGGCACACACGCUACAGAGUCGACAAUUCGAAACCGAGAAACCGACCGACGUUGAUCAAGUGGUGCCCGUGUCUUCCGGCAAGAAAAGUGCAACGAAACGGUGGAGAUCUUUCGAUGAUUCGGGAUUGGGUCUUUCGCCCAGUAAGCGGUCCCUGCUGAUGACUCCCGCUAUCGCGAGCACUAGACCUCGAAAGCAGCACCAACUUCUGCGGCGGUUGGUGUCAGCACCGGCGGAUUCGUAAGCUUUAAAUAUCGAAAAACUUUUAAUUUGUUCCGGAAAAGUUAUUUUAUUCUCUACUUUGAAUUCAUUUGAUUACAUAUUA